This is a messenger RNA of Perca flavescens (yellow perch), 5602 nucleotides long. RefSeq names its product protocadherin 7b (gene pcdh7b). Gene Ontology annotation, cellular component: plasma membrane. Bases 877 to 4737 code for a protein of 1286 amino acids. Gene Ontology annotation, molecular function: calcium ion binding. The record is from RefSeq and is a predicted model, not a curated record. Lineage: Eukaryota; Metazoa; Chordata; Actinopteri; Perciformes; Percidae. Gene Ontology annotation, biological process: homophilic cell-cell adhesion. The transcript is spliced from 4 exons.
ACAGUGCUGCAGAUAGGGGCUGCCAACACAUGCGGCGCUUCUGCAGGUGAGGGAACAGGCUGAAUGUGCCGGACACACUGAGGAAUUCAACCAACGUUUCCGAAAUAAACUGCGUCGGAUAUACAUUUUUAAUUGUUUUGAUUGUUCUUCUUAAUGCAACCUUUGGCAUUGUGGAGUCGCAAAAGGGAAGAACUAUUCUGCCUGCUGGCUGCAAGAGACUUGGAGGAAGAGAGCAGAGUAGGCAGCCGGACAGGUAAUUUGUUUCAUAUUCACAUCCUCAAGAUCGGAGAGUUGUCGGGCUCCGCGCAGUCAACACACGCUGCCUGAUGAGUUUGGAAACUGCGCGGGCAUUUACACGAUCCUCUCACAUAUGGACAUAUCGCCGGAGAGAGGAAUAUUGCAGCCUCACCCAAAAAAACAGGAGAUUCUAAUCACAAACUGUGAGUAAAACGGCGGUAUAUGGACUGAAUUCACUUUCUGUUGAUCCGAUGAUGUUCGGACUAUAACAUUUUGGCUUUUACGCGCAUGCAAUUCAAAUAUUUGUGGGAGCGCACGGAGCCUCUCUGAGGACUUUUCAAUAUCAUUGCGUUUAAAAAAAAAAUUACUAUAACAAGGAAAGAGCGACUAACAUUCAGUGCUGGAGGAGGGAAAGCAGAGAACAGACGAGAGCCCGUACACUUGCUGCUUUGCACUGCAGCAGGAGCGAUGUAGGAAGUCGUCCGGAGGAUGAAGUCUCACGCAUCCCACAGCAGAGGGCUUUGCUCUUUAUGAAAACGAUAUUUUUUUUCCCAUAGUCUCAGAGUCUCCGGUAGUGAUAACAUUCUUUUUUUGUGUCGACAUUUUCAAAUCUAAGUGGACAUUUUUCAGGGGAGAACAAUGAGGACUACUGGCGCAGUGGACUAUUUGUACUAUUGCAUGCUCAUCCUGCAGCUUGUGCAUCAGCCCGCUGCCAAGCAAGUGCUCCGGUACCGUUUGGCUGAGGAGGGACCCGCCGAUGUCAGAGUAGGGAACGUAGCCGGCGACCUGGGCAUUGUUGCCGGGUCCGGCGAGGUGACAUUCACGCUAGAGUCAGGCUCUGAUUUUUUAAAAAUAGACAACAUAACAGGUGAGCUCACCACCAAUGAGAGGCGCAUAGACCGUGAAAAAUUACAGCAGUGCCAAAUGAUAUUUGAUGAAAAUGAGUGUUUUAUAGAUUUUGAGGUGUCAGUGAUUGGACCAGCUCAAAGCUGGGUUGACCUCUUUGAGGGAAAAGUAAUCAUAUUAGAUAUAAAUGAUAACACCCCCUCUUUCCCUUCCCCUGUCCUGACACUGUCUGUGGAGGAAAACAGACCCAUUGGAACGCUUUAUCUGCUGCCCACAGCCACAGACAGAGAUUUUGGCAGAAAUGGAAUAGAGCGAUAUGAGCUUAUCCAGGACAAUGGGGAAAACUCAAGGCGCUUGGGCUCUUCCGGGGAUUCAUUCUCGGGGAAGAGGAGAUUUGAGGAAGGCGCAAGCAGGAGCAGCGUCUUUGAACUGCAAGUUGCUGACACUACUGAUGGAGAGAAGCAGCCUCAACUCAUCAUUAAAGGGGCCCUUGAUAGGGAACAGAGAGACUCCUAUGAGCUAACACUGCGUGUUAGGGACGGAGGUGAUCCCCCACGCUCCUCCCAGGCCAUUCUUAGGGUGAUGAUCACUGAUGUGAAUGACAACAGCCCUCGAUUUGAGAAGAGUGUGUAUGAAGCUGACCUACCAGAAAACAGCUCCCCUGGUGCCCCCAUACUGCAGCUCAAAGCGGCUGAUGCAGACGUGGGGGUUAAUGGUCAAAUAGAGUAUGUGUUUGGGGCAGCCACAGAGUCAGUAAGGAGGCUGCUGAGGUUGGAUGAAAGCACAGGGUGGCUGAGUGUGUUGCACCGCAUCGACCGUGAAGAAGUGAGCCAACUUAGGUUCACAGUAAUGGCCCGUGACCGGGGCCAGCCACCGAAAAUGGACAAGGCCACUGUGGUGUUGAACAUCAAGGAUGAGAAUGACAACGUUCCUGCUAUAGAGAUAAGGAAAAUUGGACGCAUUUUCUUAAAAGAUGGCAUAGCCAACGUGGCUGAGGAUGUGGUGGUGGACACACCCAUUGCCUUAGUUCAGGUGUCAGACCGUGACCAGGGGGAAAACGGCAUUGUGACCUGCACAGUGGUAGGGGAUGUUCCCUUUCAGCUCAAACCAGCCAGCGAGAUGGAGGGUGAGCAGAAUAAAAAGAAAUAUUUCCUCCACACGUCCGCGACGCUGGACUAUGAGGCCACACAGGAAUACAAUGUGGUCAUAGUGGCUGUGGACUCUGGAAGCCCCAGUCUGGCAAGUAAUAACUCUCUUAUCGUCAAAGUGGGUGACACUAACGACAACCCUCCUAUCUUCAGCCAGAAUGUAGUAGAGGUGUCGUUUCCAGAAAGCAAUGCCCCUGGCGAACGGGUGACAACAGUGGCAGCCAUUGACGCAGAUAGUGGGAAGAAUGCUGAAAUAGCCUAUUCCCUAGACUCAUCAGUAAAUGGGAUUUUCUCUAUCGACGCAGACAGUGGAGACAUCCGAGUAAACACCAUUCUGGAUAGAGAGCAAACGGAGCGCUACGAAUUCAAAGUGAUAGCCAAAGAUAAAGGCAUAAACACUCUACAGGGCUCAGCAACAGUGGUUGUACUUGUGGCAGACAAAAACGACAAUGAUCCAAAGUUCAUGCAGGAUGUGUUCACUUUCUAUAUUAAAGAGAACCUUGAGCCAAACAGCCCAGUCGGCAUGGUCACAGUCAUUGAUGCAGAUAAAGGCCAGAAUGCAGAGAUGAGUCUUUUCAUUGAGGAAGAGGAGGACAUCUUUUCUAUUGAGAAUGACACAGGGACUAUUUUCUCCACUCUGUCGUUUGACCGAGAGCAAAAAACCACAUACACAUUCCGUGUCAAGGCUGUGGACGGUGGUGAUCCACCCAGAUCCGCCACCGCCACAGUUUCCCUCUUAAUAAUGGAUGAUAAUGACAAUGCACCAACAGUCACUUUCCCAAUAAACAGCUCCUACACCCUUCUUCCUCCCUCCAGUAACAUCAGAACAGUAGUCAGAACUGUCAUAGCCACUGACGCCGACACUGGCAUCAACGCCGACUUGAACUACAGCAUCAUUGGGGGAAACCCCUUCAAGCUGUUUGAGAUUGAUGGGGGCACUGGGGUCAUUUCACUGGUGGGGAAGUUGGAGCAGAAGCACUAUGGCCUCCACAGACUAGUGGUCCAGGUAAACGACAAGGGUCAGCCUUCACAGAGCACCACAACACUAGUUCAUGUGUAUGUCAACGAGACACUUUCCAAUUCCACAGUUGUGGACACCCAGGUGGCUAAGAGCCUGAGCACAUCUCUGAACACCAACAUUGCCGGUGACCCCAACUAUGAUCUAAGCAAACAGCGGCUAAGCAUUGUCAUUGGAGUAGUUUCCGGCAUCAUGACGGUUAUCCUCAUAAUUCUAGUCGUCGUCAUGGCCCGUUACUGCCGUCCCAAGAAUAAGAACGGCUACGAGGCUGGCAAGAAGGAUCACGAAGACUUCUUCACGCCACAGCAGCAUGAUAAGUCCAAGAAGCCCAAAAAAGAUAAGAAGAAACAGAAGUCCAAACAGCCACUCUAUAGCAGUAUUGUCACCGUAGAGGCCUCCAAACCCAACGGGCAGCGCUACGAUGGCGUCAACGAGAAGCUGUCGGACAGUCCUGGCAUGGGACGCUACCGAUCGGUCAACGGAGGACCAGGGAGCCCAGAUCUGGCCCGGCACUACAAGUCCAGUUCACCGCUCCCUACCGUCCAGCUUCACCCGCAGUCUCCGACAGCUGGAAAAAAGCACCAGGCAGUUCAGGACCUGCCCCCUGCCAACACCUUUGUUGGCACCGGAGAUAACAUUUCCCUUGGAUCUGACCACUGCUCUGAAUACAGCAGUCAAACUAUCAACAAGUACAACAAACAGCCGUUUCGCCGAGUGACCUUCUCGGUGGUGAGCCAGCCCCAGGACCCUCACCAGCAGGGAUCGCUGCAGAGCUGCUACGACAGCGGCCUGGACGAGUCGGAGACGCCCAGCAGCAAGAGUUCAUCGGGUCCCCGGCUGGGCGCCCUUCCCCUCCCCGAGGACAGCUACGAGAGGACAACGCCGGAUGGCAGUGUCGGUGAGGCAGAGCACAUGGAAAAUGACUCCCGGCCCUUGCCUGAUGUAGCCAUGACUGGCAAGUGCACACGGGAAUGCGACGAGUACGGCCACUCGGACUCCUGCUGGAUGCCUGUGCGCACGUCGCCUGAGCGACGGCCAUCCAAGUCAACCACCACCCCCCAACAACCAAAGCUUUCCACUUUCAUGAGCGGCAACGGCAGCAGCGGCAGCAGCAGCGCCGGGGAGCCCGGCAGCCAAGAGAUCCUCGCCAUGGCCGCCAUGGCCAACGGAGACCCCGCCGCCGCUCAUAUGAUGGGCGACCGCAAUCGCAACCUGCUCAACAAGAAGAUGGCUUCCUCCUCCUCCUCCUACGAGGCCUUCGGCUCGCCUUCCUUCGGCUCGCCAGGAAAUGGGGAGGAGGCGCUGGGCCACCCCACCGAGGAGAUCCCUCUGGCACCUACUGGGGAGUACAAGCCCACGUCCUGUGGUACUCUGACUCGACGGGAGGUGUACCUAACACUGCUCUGGCUGUGGUGUUCAGUGGCUGCAACAAUAUAUACGUAUGGGACUUUGGACAUAAUGGUCUCUGUCAUAUUGAGCUGUUUGUGAUAAAAGUUACUCAAUAGCAGACCAAGAUGUAACCGUUUUCAAAUCUUAUAAGGACGGGAAGCUUUAAAUACUCAGCCCAGAAAACAACACUUGUGUCUGUCCUCUCUUGAAAUGGACAUUUGUUGGACAGACAUGGGAGCCAAUGGAAUUUGCAACAACACCUUGUUUAAGACUACAACACCACUGGUGUGACACACAUAUGAUGACUUAUUCUAACCUACCAGUGUGUACGCUCUUCACAAGUGAAAGGUCACUCAUUGUACAUAAACAUUGGACAACAGCAACAACGCUAACUGCUCUCAUUCCAUUUUGUCUUACUACCUUUCUUCAGUCUCUCGUUCUUUGUCUUUGAUUGGCGAGGUUGAGACCGAAACCCUCUUAAGAGAUGCAAAAUCUUAGAGCCAUGACCUAUCGCCGCAUUGGCUUGAAAAGCAUGCAUGUACAUGGUCGUGCAUAUUCGCAUCACCACAGUGGGAUGCUACCAUUUGUAUCAAGUUGUAAUUCUUGCCCUGUUUUUGGCAAAUCACAUAUGCAGACACACAGAAGCAGAAAAGCAGAUCCAUAUAACUGAGUCCAGUGGCGCUGCCGGACUGUAAAUCCUGGGUAAGCACAGUGUGUGGCAUGCCGAGAUUAAAAUUAUGGGGGUGCAACUGAAAUCGUAUGUGUGUAUGGGCCCGAUAUGCAGUAUAUAGUGUGUGUGUGUUUAGGCUAUAUUUAGUGUAUACUUUAGAUGUACACCGAUAAUAGGCUUAGGAGGGCAUAAACAUGGCCAAACUGAUCCUAAAACAGCUGCAAGGACAGCUUUUUGCUGUUAUUUCUUUCUUGUUGUGUGAUAGACUGAGCAAUAAAUAUAAUAUACACGUGA